Penicillium nucicola is the source of this 222-nucleotide messenger RNA. RefSeq lists its product as uncharacterized. Lineage: Eukaryota; Fungi; Ascomycota; Eurotiomycetes; Eurotiales; Aspergillaceae. The transcript is spliced from 2 exons. Bases 1 to 222 code for a protein of 73 amino acids. The record is from RefSeq and is a predicted model, not a curated record.
AUGACACCAGCAUACCCAUCGGCUCACAAACAGGGGACGAAAUCCGCCCACCAGAUGAAGAGCUGGGGAGAAAACCCCAUCAGCGCCAUUGGAUCACCCACUCAGAUCCCGGCACUUGCAGAUGAUCGCGAUCGAAAUUAUGAAUACGUCCAUAUCAUCGGCCCUGGGUACUGGUCAAUUCAGACAAUGCGCUGCACGAGGGUGGGGAUGCGAGAGCUCUGA